Paramecium tetraurelia is the source of this 3306-nucleotide messenger RNA. RefSeq lists its product as uncharacterized. The transcript has 5 exons. The record is from RefSeq and is a predicted model, not a curated record. NCBI's taxonomy places the organism in Eukaryota, Ciliophora, Oligohymenophorea, Peniculida, Parameciidae. Gene Ontology annotation, molecular function: protein binding.
AUGCUGAAACCUAAGAUAAGCAACCCAAACAACAAGAUUACUGGAUGCAAGGUUGAAGGUCAAAUCAAACCAAAAAUGACAAUAAAAGAAAGUAAAUAAUAAGGAUAUACAGAAUCAGAUUAAUAGGAUAUUUUCAUGGCUAGCAAGUAAAAUCCUAGUCAAAUAGUUACACCCAACAAAACCAAGAAAAAGAAGAAGAAAAAAUCUAAGAAAUCCUCUUAGAAAUCAAAAACUGAAAUACAAAAAAGUGGUUUUAAAACAAAAAAGUCUAUUUCGUAAGUUAUUCCAUGGGGUGUGAAUCAGCAGAGACUACGCAAUUACAUUUUAGCUGAACAAUAGAAAUAUUAUAAUGCGAUUUAACGUAGAAAUACAAGAACAACUGUAGACCUCAAAGAAAGAAGAUAAUAAAUUGGCACAUCAUUUUUAAACUAAUACAUCGAAAAGAAUCUUAAAUCAAUGAUGAAAAAGAAAAAAUCUUUCCAUGAUGAAAAUCAACCUAAGCAAAAAUUAAAAAUAUCAACUGCUUUGUAAUAAUAAUACAAAAAGUUGGGAAGCAAAUCUAAAAAUUUCAAUAUUCUACCAAAUCGAAUGAAAAUGAGUUUUAUUCACUAUCCUAGUCCUGCUUAGAAAGUAUAAAAAAGAAAUAGAAGUCUCUCGUAAGGUUAACAGAAUAAGCCAAUUUAAAUUAAUAGAAUUAGAACCGGUUCUCUUUAUGAGAAGCCAGGAACCUUAUUUGAAGCUCCUAAUUUAUAAUUGAAGUUCAAUAAAGCAGAAAAGCAAAAAAGGAUUGUUUUAUAAUAUUAAAACAUCGAAGAGAAUUAUCUAAAUUAUAAAAAACUAGGGUGUAAUUCAUCAAAAAAUUAAUCAAAACCCCAAUCAUCUCUUUAUAAAUUAAUGAGCAACUCAAGCAGCAAUAAUAUUCCAAAUGACAGUGAUGGAGAAUAAAAUAUUUAAGACUUGGAUGAUAGCUUUUAUAGUUAAAAGAAUAUUCUAGAUACUCAUUCUGAAGAAGAAGAAGCAUAAAAAAUUGAAGAAACAAACAUCUUUUAAUGUACUUUUCCUGAAAAUUAUAAUGAAGAAUAUUAUUUCAAAAAAGAAAAUUUUAAGAAGAUUACUUUACCUUAAAAUACUUACUCUGUUGAAAAUUAGGCAGCAGUGAUCAUUUAAAAGGUAUGGAAAGGAUAUUAAGUACGAAAGAAGAUUUUUAAAUCUAAAUUCUAAUAGAAUAAAGAUAAUAAAACUAAGGAUGGAUUAAAUUUAAAAAGUUUAACCAAAUCUCAAAUUAAUAAACUAAUCAAAUUUGGAUUUCUCAAAAAAGGAUCAAUAGAUAACUCAUAACUUAUAGAUGAAUCUAGCUUUGUAAGUCAGUCUAGACCCAAUUCUUAAAUAGAUAAUUAAAAGGAUACAAAAAAGAUUAAUGAAUCAAAUUAAUAUUAAAAGUUCAUAGAAAACUUUUAAGAUGAUUUAGAUUGCAGGCCUAACUCGUCUAAUCAAUAGAACUAAGUUUCAAGUAAAUUUAAAGACAUUUAGUUACAAAUAAUAUCUGAGUAUACUCCUGAAAAAAUUAAGAAAUCAUAUCAACAUUCUCAAGAUGAAUCAUUUGGAAAUUAAAAAUCGAAAAAAAUUAGUAAAUUAUCAAUCGAUGUUGAAGAGUAAGAAGAGGAGAAUAAAGUUGAUAUUGGAGAAAUAAGAUGUGCUUUUGGUUCAGAAUCAUUAUUAAAGAGUCUUUCUUAAGAAGGUGAAUAAUCAUUCUAAUAAGACAAAGGGCUGUUUGAAUAAACAUCAUUCUAAGACUUUGUUAUGAAUAAGUUUAAAGAACUUAUGUAAAGAGACAAGAUGGACUAAUUAAUUGCUUUAAGAGAAGAGGCAGUUCAAUAAAGACAAUAAUAAUCUUUAAGGUAAAUUGAUAAAGCCUUUUAAAAUAAUCAAAUAUCCCCAAGGACUUUCGAGGUUUAACAAAGGAAAGUCGAGAAGUGGGUUAAUAAAUAAAAAAAUGAUUUAGAGUAAAAAAAGAGGGAGAUUCUCAAAGGAUAACAAAGUGUGUUUGAUGCUAUUGUGAAAACUUAAAGAGAUUUGCAAUUUGUGAAAUAAAUGCUAUCUUCAUAAAAUUCUUAAACAUACAUCAAAAUAGUUGAUAACUUAAGCUAAGAAUCAGCAAAUUAUAGUGAAAAUUCCUUAAAGAGUUCAAUUAUUGAUAUUUAAAUAUCAAAUUCUUAAAUGUUGCAAUCUUAACAAGAUGAUAAAAAUAAAGCUUAUGAUGAUGUAGUAACAAUUUAGAGAAAAAGCAAUAAUAUAUUAGAGGAGAAAGAAUUAAUUUGUCCUGAACCCUUCAAUCUAAAAAAAUUGGCUUAAUCUUAGUUUGUUAGAAAUGUGGAACAGCUCAAAGAACCAUAAAAAAUAUCUGAAAAAUGUGCAGAUUCAUAUUCUAUUUUAAUUUCAAAUAUGCUGAUAUAAGAAGAAGUGAAUAGUUUUUAUAUAGAAAUGUAAAGAGAUGGCAUUGAUUUAUAUGAACUAAUCAGCAAAUCUUAAUUCAAUAAUAAGAAUUAGAUUGUUUAGCCAAAAGAACAAAAGAUUCAAGGUUUGAAAACAAAUGUUGCAUAAAUUAAAUCAUAUCUCAAAUAUUUGGAAGAGUAUUUGAUAGAUAAUUUAAUGAUUCAAAUCUAGAGAAUUAUCAACAUUCCAUUGGGUCCAUCCUCUCAAUUAAUGCUUAAGUUUCUUCAACCAAUAAGAGACUCAGCAGAGUCAGACUAUGAUUCAAAUGGAGCUUAGCAAUAAAUCAUUCUCAAUGUAGAGUUAUUUGGUAAAUUUGAAAGAUUUUUAAUGGAAUAGCGAAUCAUUAAUCAUCAAAAUAAACUCAUAAUUGAAUUAGAACAUAUUCAUAAUAAAGCAAUAUUUGAUUCUUUAAACGAAGCACUUGAUUAGUUUAGACCAUAUGGUCUACAUGGAUAACCAUUUUUGUGGAAAUCUGACCCAACCAGAUUGAGAGCAAGGGAAAAUUAAUUGACCGAUGUACCUCAAAUCAUCAGGAAAGCCUCAGACAAAGUCAUAGAUUGGAGUCAUUACAUGGCAGGGAUCUUGGUUGAUAAAGAGGAUUCACCAUUUCCAAAAUCUAUGUAAUUAGACCAAGAAACCAUAGCUUAAAUACGAGAAGACAGACUCUAUAGAAUGUUAACAUUAGAUAUUAUUGAUAAUGAAGAUAGAUGGACAAAUUACGAUGAAGAGACUACUGAAAUCUCAAUAGAUUUAUCAGAUCUAUUGUUUGAUUUUCUGAUUGAAGAAGUAGCUUAUGAGAUGUAUAAGAAAUGA